CAUGAGAUCAAGCUCGUUGCCGAGAAUGGUGUCGUGAAAUAUGUCCCGGACCGAAUCGAUGCUGAGGUGGGAGAUGUGGUCAAGUUCCGGUUCUUCGCCGCCGCCCACAGCGCGACUCAGUCGACCUUCGACACGCCUUGCACACCCCUCCAACAUGGCUUCGACACUGACCUCAUCCCGAAUCCCAACAACGUCGAAAGCGCCGAGUUUGAACGCCUGUUCCACGUGAAAGACAAGAAGCCGACAUGGUUCUACUGCAAGCAGCCGAACAAGAACCACUGUGGUCAAGGAAUGGUCUUCGGCAUCAAUCCCAAUGGCAAGAUGGACGAGUUCAUCCAGCGUGCGAAGGACCAGAACGGCGCCCUCGUUGAUGCCCCUCCACCACCCACCGACACGGCACCGCCUCCUGCUACGGCCACCGUUGUUGUGUCUGGCGGCUUCAACCCCGAUGGAUCCAACAACCUCCAAUUCACCCCCCCGUUCCUCCCGACGGUGAAGAAGGGCGAGAAAGUCGUCUUCGACUUCCGCAAGCUGAACCAUACCCUCACGGAAUCCACGUUCUGGAACCCGUGCGUGAAGAAAUUCGGAACUGACAUCGACACGGACUUCCAAAACUUCAACCCCGAUGACGUGCCGCUGAAGACCCCCGCGACGGUUGAGUUCACGUCCGAUAAACCCCGCUUCUUCUACUGCAAGCAGGCGAACGGCACCCCCAACGGCCACUGCAGCAACGGCAUGGUGUUCGCGGUUAAUGUCAACGACUACACCUUCCAGGCGUUCCAGAGGAAUGCGCAGGCCACUCUGCCCCGGAUCAAGGGUCGAUCUCCUUUG
Molecule: messenger RNA, 831 nt
Organism: Eremomyces bilateralis CBS 781.70
Lineage: Eukaryota; Fungi; Ascomycota; Dothideomycetes; Eremomycetales; Eremomycetaceae
Exons: 1
Source: RefSeq, a predicted model, not a curated record